Messenger RNA from Brienomyrus brachyistius, 2990 nucleotides. It is a transcript of the gene srpk1a, whose product is annotated as SRSF protein kinase 1a. Gene Ontology annotation, biological process: regulation of mRNA processing; spliceosomal complex assembly; protein phosphorylation. The transcript has 16 exons. Gene Ontology annotation, molecular function: protein kinase activity; ATP binding. The record is from RefSeq and is a predicted model, not a curated record. NCBI's taxonomy places the organism in Eukaryota, Metazoa, Chordata, Actinopteri, Osteoglossiformes, Mormyridae. The coding region runs from base 95 to 2200 and encodes 701 amino acids.
GAUCUAUAACCCAGCGAGGCGUGGACAAAGAGUCGCGUUGUUUGUGAACGAUUCCCGAUUCGCGCAUGCGCAAGACGAGAACCGCCAGUCCAACAUGGAGAGGAAAGUCCUAGCGCUCCAGGCGAGGAAGAAGCGUGGCAAAGCGAAGAAACCCAGUAAAAAGUCAGAACUGCACUCCAGGGGGGUCUCUCAGCAGGUGGAGUCACCCCCACCGGAGCCGGAAGAAGAGAUCCUGGGAUCCGAUGAUGAGGAGCAGGAGGACCCCAGUGAUUAUUGCAAGGGUGGCUACCAUCAUGUCAAGGUUGGGGAUCUGUUCAAUGGACGGUACCACGUCAUCCGCAAGCUGGGUUGGGGCCACUUCUCCACUGUGUGGCUCUGCUGGGACAUUCAAGGGAAGCGAUUUGUAGCCUUGAAGGUGGUGAAGAGUGCCGAACACUACACUGAAACAGCCCUGGAUGAGAUCAAGCUCCUACGAUCAGUCAGGAACACAGAUCCUGAUGAUCCCAACCGGGAGAAGGUGGUCCAGCUACUGGACGACUUCAAGAUCUCUGGGAGCAAUGGAACUCAUGUCUGCAUGGUGUUUGAGGUUCUGGGUCACCACCUUCUCAAGUGGAUCAUCAAGUCCAACUACCAGGGCCUACCGCUGCCGUGUGUCAAGAGCAUCAUCCGUCAGGUUCUCCAGGGCCUGGACUACCUGCAUUCAAAGUGUAAGAUCAUCCAUACCGAUAUUAAGCCAGAGAACAUCUUAAUGAGUGUCACCGAGCCCUACGUCAGGAGGCUGGCAGCCGAGGCCACAGAGUGGCAGCGUUCUGGAGCUCCUCCCCCUUCUGGCUCUGCAGUGAGUACGGCCCCCCCACCCAAACAGGCAAUGAAGAUGUCCAAGAACAAGAAGAAGAAGCUGAAGAAGAAGCAGAAGCGACAGGCAGAACUGCUGGAGAAGCGCAUGAUGGAGCUGGAGGAGCUGGAGCGGAUCGCGGGGGAUGCUAACGAGGAGGAGGAUGAGGAGCCUGAAAUCUUCGAGGGCCCCCCCUGCACCCCCCUCAAGGAGGCUGCUCUGCAGGACAUCGCAUGCGAGGCAGCAGAAGAGGACAGAGUGGAGAGCUGGGAGCCAGAUGAUGCAGGGGACACUGACUGUAAUGGCCACGCUCCCUGCACCAGCCCUGAGGUGCAGAUGGAGGCUGAGGAGCAGGACGACCCCCGACACCGAGCUCUGAGCCCGCAGCAGGAGGCUCGGCACCCCCACUCCGCCAGUCGGGCCUUUAACAGCGGCUCCAAUGACAGCUGCAGCGGCACCACAGUCAGUGACAGUAGUGGCUGUUCGGAGUCGAACGGGCUGCUGGGGGAAGGGAAGGAAGUGCAGGACCUGAUGGAGGCACGGCCACAGGACUGCCUGAGGAGCGAUGGAGCUAAGCUGGCGGCUGGGCAGCUGCUGGUGAACCCUUUGGAACUGAGCAAUGCAGGCAAGAUCCGGGUGAAGAUUGCAGAUUUGGGCAACGCCUGCUGGGUGCACAAACACUUUACAGAGGACAUUCAGACACGACAGUACCGCUCUCUGGAGGUGCUUAUCGGCUCAGGCUACAGCACACCGGCGGACAUUUGGAGCACAGCCUGCAUGGCGUUCGAGCUGGCCACGGGGGAUUACCUGUUUGAACCACAUUCUGGGGAGGAUUACUCAAGAGACGAAGACCACAUCGCAUUGAUCAUCGAGCUGCUGGGAAGAGUGCCUCGCAAGCUCAUCACUGCUGGCAAAUACUCCAAGGAUUUCUUCACCAAAAAAGGGGACCUGCGGCACAUCACCAACCUGAAGCCCUGGGGCCUGCAGGACGUUCUGGUCGAUAAGUAUGAAUGGCUCCCUGCUGAAGCCCAAGCCUUCACCAGCUUUCUGUUGCCCAUGCUUGAGCUGGUGCCCGAGAAGAGGGCCACAGCUGGCGAAUGCCUACGGCACCCGUGGCUCUCUAUGACUGAUGGUGGGGGGGAGAUCCCUCAGCAGACAGCCAGUGACCCCCUGGUCACCUCUGCCAUGACCCUGAGCGAUCUGGCCUUGAGCUCCAGCGAUUCGAUGGAGAGCCCCUUCCUCACCCCCAGUGAUGCUUCUCUGACGCCCAGCCUCAGCGAUGCCCCUCUGACACCCAGCGAACCCGCAGGGGCGCCCAGCCUCAGCGAUGCCCCCGUGACGGAGGCCACCCACCGUGAGCUCUGACCCUCGGGCACCUUGGCACAGAGACUGCUCUUCUCCUUAACCCUGCUGCACUAUGGCAGCUGCUGGGAGGUCCUCUCCUGCUAGGGCUCCCUCAUUUCCUGACUGCUUCAGAUGUUUUAGUUCUCUUUUUCCACUAACUGGGUAUUACUUGAGUUUUUUCCCCUUUUUCGUCAUUUCAUGAAGAAUCUCGUGCCCUUUGAAAUGUGGUGGUAUACUCCUCCUCUCAGAUUUGGGUACGGGGCCCCCCCCAUAGCAUACCCACUCCCAUUUACAUGAUUUUCCUGUGUUUGGUUUAAGCUGCACAUCCAACUCUAUGCCAGCCUGGGGCUUGGUCGGGGCUGAGGACACACACAGUGACAGCUAGUCAGGCUUUUGAUUGUUGCUGAGAUAGCUUUGCGGGUUGGAAUAGACAUGACCUGCUUUUCUGUUGCAGCAUAGUGAAAACUGUGUGGUUACACACAUACCUUCAGAAGCCCUAAAUGGCUUAAAAGACUCUCCCUCAUAAGUCUUGUCAUCCUGGCAAGUGCACCUCAGCAAGUUCUGGUGGAGUUUGGACAGGCCUAUGUUGGCCCAGUUGUUCAUGGCCUGUUUUUAUUUGGGACACAAUGUUUGCUGGAGGUGGGUCAGAGAGCCUUUACACAGGAAUCUUACCUUUUAGCCUUUGUUUCCCCAAAGCUCUGGUGAGGAAGUUGCCUGCAAGAAGCACUAGACUGUUAAAUAAAUUUGGUAUUUUUUCAUACCAUUCACUGGCCUGUAUUAAAGCUUUGUAUUAAACUAGUUGUCUGUCUAA